AUGCAAAAAAUAAAUAGUAUUAAGUAUUAGGUUUUGGAAGCUAAGUAUAUAAAAGCUACAAUAGACUGUCUAAAUCAAGUAAGAAACCAGGCUGGGACAUUUAAUCAUGAAUUAGGGUAUAAGGAAUAAAUUAAGAGUGAAGAAAACACUAUAUUUAUGUAGUAUCCUGAUGUUUGCUGUUCAACUAUUAUAGCUUUAGAUACAUAAAAAGAAGAUUAUGUUUGCGGAAUUUUAGCUGGAUUAGAUUUUUGUCAUUAUACCUAAAUUUUAAGGAAAUAAGCCUCUGAUAGCUUUAUGAAUGAAAAGAAUUAAAUGGCAUUGAAGCUUGUAGAACCAUUAAUUGCACUUAAUUACUAAAAGGGUGAAAGCUUAGUAGCAAUGAACUUAGGUGUAAGAUCAGAAUAUGAGAAUCUUAAAAUUGGGUCAAAUCUAUUGAGGUUAUUGAUAGAAAGAGCUUCAGAACUGAGAUAUAGCAUAAUUACUGGGAUAACUUAUAAUCCUAUUGCAACGCAUGUGUUUUAAAAAAAUAAUUUUUAAAUAUGUAGCUGCUUUGAUAUGAGCAAAUCAAAUCUUGAUGAAGAAAUUAAAAAGAGGAUAAAACAUAAAGAUUUGUAUCUUUUAGGGAUUUUAAUUUAAAAUAAUAUAUCAAAUAUUAAAAUUCCAUAAAUUCUUUAAAAACCUAAUAUUUGA
Messenger RNA from Tetrahymena thermophila SB210, 690 nucleotides. Its product is annotated as GNAT family acetyltransferase. The record is from RefSeq and is a predicted model, not a curated record. NCBI's taxonomy places the organism in Eukaryota, Ciliophora, Oligohymenophorea, Hymenostomatida, Tetrahymenidae. The transcript has a single exon.